Funneliformis geosporum is the source of this 558-nucleotide messenger RNA. The record is from the annotation of a GenBank genome assembly. NCBI's taxonomy places the organism in Eukaryota, Fungi, Glomeromycota, Glomeromycetes, Glomerales, Glomeraceae.
AUGCCUAAAGCGAAAUCCAACUCUCUUUUACCAAGUGCAAAUUACCCACCCCCUUACCCUACCGCAUUUCUUAACGCAAUUGAUACAUCUCUCCCUCUUUCAAAUUUUAGUACUUCAUCUCAAAUUCUUAUUCCUAUAUUACCAGGCGUACCAUACAUCUUAACACUUACCUUGGAAGAAUUACUCGUACCCAAACUAAACAUUAGUGGAAAAAUUCCUCGUCCGCAAAAUGCCUGGAUGUUAUUUCGUAAGGAUUUUACCGCUGGAACAAAAUUUUUAACCAGGAAUGAUAACAAGAAGUUACGUAUGCAAGAUAUUAGCACAUUGGCUAGUCAUUCUUGGAGACAACAACCUUCUGAAGUCAAGCAAUUCUUUGAAAUCUUACGUAUGGCCGCCAAAGAAACUCAUAACCUGUAUUAUCCGAAUUAUCAAUAUCGUCCUGAAAAAAAAUUAAAGAAAAAUACUCCAGUUGGUAAAGAAAAUGAAAAACGGGAGAAAAUGUUCAGAACUUUUACGGAUCCCAUGCAAGAGGAGAAUUUCAGUGAUUCCAUGCCAUAA